AUGUGUCCCAUGCAUGUCAAUGAAACAAUCACCCCACUUCAGGCUUGGCAGGCGGUGUUGGCAACGUUCCAUAUCGUUCCUGCUCGAUCCUCGGGCGAUGCGCGGAUUUUGGAAGGUGCGUAUUGGGGACCGGAAGACUUUUCGGAGAUCCGAGCUCGGUUGAUUCCAUUGCUCCAGGCUGUCUUUGCUCUUCUCAUUCAGGCAUCCUCCGUUGUCUUUUCUCGUGUCCAAUUUGAUGAAGAGACGCCGCAUAGAAUGCGCCACUGGGGAGAAGAAGGCGCCAUUCUCAUCGAAACAACCAACGGGCAAAGGUUCAGAUGGAAUACUGCCGCAUUGAUUUCGAAGAUGAACCUUGGGUUCCGAAACCUUGCUUUUUCCCGAGCUUGGUUUGAGAUCAUAUCGUAA
Molecule: messenger RNA, 405 nt
Organism: Seminavis robusta
Lineage: Eukaryota; Bacillariophyta; Bacillariophyceae; Naviculales; Naviculaceae
Source: the annotation of a GenBank genome assembly